CGUGUGGGCUUGUGUGGCUAUUUUUAGAGCAGUAAUUUCAUUGCAUUGUGUGAAAAAUCGAGAAGGGUCUGCGCGCAGAUCUCAUUUCUGAGCCCUAAAAUCACAUAUAGCACAAAACGAGCACGAAUUACAGAAAAAAACACAGACGCUCGAGAGGGAACCAGCGUUGCUACGGCAACCAGAUAAAGGCGAGGAGGAUGACGCAAGUGGAGGCUGGACCAUGACGGACUAUGGACGUGGUGGCUAGUUAAGAUGGAGGUUCUCCUGACUCUUUGUGUGGGCCUGGAUUGGUGUCUCUUAUCUCAUCCCAUCUCAGCCAUCCCAGACAGAUGCACGCUGUGUUUCAAACAGAAUGCCAUCUUAUUACAUCUUAUUGCAUAAAUGAAAGCAGAUGCAUGGUGCAGUUAAUUGUCACAGUUAAUAUCUAAUUCACCUUUUCACACUCACUCAGUGAUCACUGUGUGUUCUCUGUGUUUUUCAGUGGAGCUUUUCUUCUCUGACUGAUGCUCAGCCGUCCUUAAGGCAUCAUCAUCAUCAGCACCAGGGGAGAACGAGAGAGAGACAGAUAGAGUGAGAGAGAGAAAGAGGGGAGGGCUUGUCGCUGCAGGCAUUACUGAACACAAUCUGGAGAGAAGAGAAAGAGAGGAGGGGUAGCAGCAAUCUCACAAACAGCAUCACUCUGAAAGAGAGAGAGGUAGAGACCGGCAUUGAGCGGGAGAGGGAGAGGAAGAGGAAGGGAGAAAGAAGCCAACCAGUGAACGAGAGAGAUGUUUUUGUUUUGACUGCUGUUAGUUUGGAGAUUAUUAAAGGGGUAAGGGAGAGAAAAUAGAGAAAAAUAAAGGGAAGUAAAAGAGAAAGGAGAGAGGAAAAGAGGACUAGUAAUCCCCUUGGAAUGCGAGUGUGUCCCCGGCUGGUUGGCACUGUGUGCAGCGUCCGGCGUGUGUGUGACUGUGUGAGUGUGUGUCAGAAACUGGCGGGACGGUUUGGACUGGAAUGUGUCUCAGCUAACCUCAGGAGACUUCAGGGGACAUUUACCUCACCAUGCUGGGGAAGGACUACAUGCUCGCCAUCAUCAUAGUCAAUUACGACGAUGAUAUUUGGAACGAUCAGAGUUUAGCGUUGGACUCGGACCUGCCUCCAGGAUGGCGCACCAUACGGGACAGCACUGGCACCUACUACUGGCAUGUGCCCUCUGGCACCACACAGUGGCAGCACCCAUCAUACAACCCUGAGGAGGAAGAGAAGGGUCUUAAUGGCCUCCCAGCCAACCAGGUCAAAACCGUUGGACCAGAUGGGAGACGAGAGUCCAGAGGCAGACUUACUGAAAUGCCAAUGACCUCACUCAGUGAUGGCGUGUCAUGGCAAGAAGAGUAUUUUUGUGCCAACAUGGACCCAGAUGCCAAGUGUUUUGCUGUGCGCUCGCUUGGCUGGGUAGAGAUUCCUGAAGAAGAACUGGCUCCAGGGAAGAGCAGCCUGGCAGUCAAUAACUGUAUCCAGCAGCUUUCACACAGCAAGGCUGAGGGACGAGACGCUGUGGGCGCCUGGGGAGAGGGUCAAGAUAUGAUGAUGGUUUUGAAGAAGGACACACUCAGCCUUCUGGACCCUAUAGAUCGCAGUCUCAUCCAUUGCCAGCCCAUAAUUAACAUCCGAGUGUGGGGGGUGGGCUGCAACAAUGGCAGGGACUUUGCCUUUGUGGCCAGUGAUAAGGAUGCAUGCAUGCUGAAGUGUCAUGUGUUCCGGUGCAAUGCACCAGCCAAGACCAUCGCCACCGCCCUGCACGAGAUGUGCUCCAAGAUCAUGGCAGAGAAAGCAACAAUGCAUCCAUCUAUGGCACGUUCAGUAACAAUGCAGAGCAUCUCCCCUGAGGAUCUACCUCAUCAAGUCAACUUCUUGGAUGCAGUCAGGCAGAGGGUUCAGAAAUUCGAGGUGGAAUACAUCGGGAACCUGCCUGUCUCCAGAGCGAUGGGGAUGGAGGUACUAAACAGAGCCAUUGAGAGCAUCAUGCACUCCCGAGACAGGGAUGAGUGGGAUCCCAUUGUCAUCCACGUGUCAGACACAGUGCUGUCCCUCUGGAGAGGAGAGGAUGGCGAAGACCCUUUCUGGGAGUGCCAGGUGCGCUACUUGACCUUUCUUGGUGUUGGUCACGACACACAUACUUUUGCAGUGAUUGUGGAUGCUGGCACACAGCGCUUUGAGUGCCACGUCUUCUGGUGCGAACCUGAUGCUGGGAUCAUAUCUGAGGCAGUGCAGGCUGCAUGCAUGGUCCAGUACCAGAAGUGCUUGGUCGCACAGACCCCACCCUUGAGGUCGAAAAUGUGGCGAGCUGGCUCCAAAGUCAAACGCGCCAACUCCAUGGAUGGUGCCACCUUUCCUCCCUACCACCAAGGACACACGACACCCAAAAUGGCCUCCGCUAGCGUAAAGAAGGGCAUGCUGGCGUUUUUCGAGACGUUCAGAAAUAAACCAUCCGUGGUGCCUGCACCCUAGCAACAGGGCUCAGGGGAGGGUAGGGGGAGGGCCUGAUGAGUUGUGGAGAUAGGGGGUGGGUAGCAUGAGUUAGAAGGAGAGAAGGACAGCAUAGGACUAGAAAAGAGACGGACAGAAAUAAAAGGAUGUACACACAGUUACCUGAAACCAGCUUUUGGUUUCAUUUUAUGUUUUUAAAAGACAAACCUCAGCUAUAUAUUUCCAGGACAACCUUAACAGUAUGUGGAAAAAACCCAUCAUACCGGUCUUUCCUACAGGUGUUUGUGCAGAUAUACAUAUCUGUUCACAACAGCAGGUUGGAGGAACAGCUGUAACAGAAGAACAUUGAGGUGCUGUGCUCUCACAUUCCACUCGUGUGCUGAGGAACAACCAACCCAAAUAAGAGUUAUAUUUGUCUUUUUUAAAAUGAUCUAGGACCAGAUUCCUUUAGGCAAAUCCUAAACGUAACUAUAAGAUAGAAACAAAGACAGAGAGACUGAAAUUACAAUCCCAAAUCAGAGAAGGUUUGGCAGUAUGGAAGUAUACAUUUUCUCACUUUCAUUGUGUUGCAGAUAGUAUGAACCCAACACAUUUUAUGGUUUGUAAACUUCACUUAAUUUGUUAAAAUACAUACUUUCCUGCAUUUCAUCCUGGCAACACUAAGUUAAGUAACGCUAAGCUAAGUAAACACAACUGUAAUUCUUAAAAAUAUAUAUAUAUUUUAAAGUCAAACGAGCGCUGAAUGUUAAUCUACACAGUUUUGUCUCCUGAAAACUGUUUAUUUGGGUGAGUAAAGCACUUCUGUUUAUUUACGGUAAGCUUAGAUUAACAGAUUUACACUAAUGCAUUAGCAUUAGUGGCUAACAGCUAGUGCUAGCCCAGGCUAAAUGCUGCCUGACAGCACCACACUGAGGAACCCUGAGUUUUCUAAUAAGACAGGGCGAUAACAGCUAGCCGUUCAUCUCUCAUAGCUUGUUUUACCACAGUAAACAUGCAGGCCAUAGGCUGAUAAUGCUCACCUCUGAGCGGUGAAAGAGCUAGCACUGUGGUUAGCGGCUAAUGCUAAUAUUGCUCCAGCAGUGCUAUCUGGGGUUAGCAGCAGGCUACAGGCCGAUAAUACUUAAUACUUAAUAAUUAGUUUGAACACAAUUCUAUACAAUGACAGGACCUGUUAGAACUUAAAACAGUCUAGAUUGUGUUUUUCAUCUUUGAUGUGGAACUCAUCAGAUCUGGAAUACUGAUUUGUUUGACCAUAACACAUUUCCACUGUGUGAUGGUCCACUCUAGAUACUGCUGAGUCCAGGGAAGUUGAUGCCACUUUUUAACAAACUGGGAAUUAUCUGCCCAUCUUAGCUUCCGAGAUACUGCUUUUGUAUCCUUAUUAAUUUGUUUUACCUUAUUAAUAGUCCUGUAUUGCCCUCAUCACAGAUUAUUCUGAGUGUGUUACAGAUCUGAAAUGCAGGAGGGGAUGUAUAUUAACAAAUGAAAUUAAGUUUAACAGACAAAACAUGAAAAAUCUUGAGUUCGUACUGUCUGCAAUUAAGUCAAAAUAUUUAAACUUUCCAUACAGUCCCACUUGAUUUGGGGUUGAAGAAUAGAAACUGAAAUUAGAUAAGUGUAAGUGAAGUCAUGCACUGAAACUGCUGUACCUUUAUUAAUGUUAUAAGCAUAGCAAAAAUGUUUCUAAGCAUAAUGGAAAAGACAGGAGAACGAGAGAACGACAGGAUAUUGUGCAAUAAUGUUUCCAUCAGAAAUUACUCAAUAUGUGAUGUUUUCUUAAUAUGUAUCAAUGUUAGCUAGACAUAUAGAGAUCUAAUUCUGCUACGGUAAAUGUUUUAGAGGUUAGAGGUUUUCUAUUUAGGCCUCUCUUGUGUUCAAAAAGUGGCUGGUGUUGAAAUAGAGAAAGUUUGGCUUCUGUCAACCUAUUAGCUGUCAUUCUGCAUUUUACAGAGGAUGACGUCCCCCUUUCUGACACCUCAGAGAGCAAAACAGACCAAUCACAUGAAACAUAGCUGAAUAUCCGUUAGCCAAUGAUGCACCCUGUUUAAUGUGAAAAUUUCAACAUUUUCCAGUUCCAACAUGACCAAAUCAAUGAUGUUCUGUUUCUGGAGGAUACUGUGUAUCAAACAUGAUUGUUAUUUUUUUCCUCACAGUUUGCACACGGAUCCUGGAGGGAAAAAAGAUCUCUGCAAAUCCAUUAAAAGACAAAGAGCGCAUCAUUUCCACAUUGAUUCCUUUUGCUAUGUGAUACCCGCAUAUAGGCACAGUCGCAUGAUUUCGUAUGUGCUUGUAAAUGAAUGAAAGGCUUUGCAGUGAGAAACCUUAACACACAAUGAUCGAGCUUUACUCUACCAAUUCUGGCCAUGGAAGAAUCAUAGCUGGCAUGAGUUGAAGCCUUUAUUAAAAACGACUGCAGCUGUGAUAGACACAACAAUCAUAUUUAAAAAACACCAAAAAUCGAAAGCAUUAAAGAUUGAACUACUGUACUGUGCUAUGGCAAAGAAACCUUGACUUUUUCACCUCCACAAACUGAAUGUAUUUAAAAACAAAUGGCUUUUUGAGAGCACUUGACCUUUUUCGCGCAUGUCGAUUUGAGAUGUCACUCGGCCACUUGUACGCCCACACUGGAAUGGCACUAUGGAGAAGUCAUGUGAUGCUACAACUAAUAUAUGCAACUGCUCCUUUCCCUUAAAAAAAAAGAAGAAGUCUUGUGUUAUCUUAUCAAACCAACUCAGGUCUCCUUAAAGCUAAAACGCCAGUGGAAAACAGAGGAAAAACACUUCCAGCAUGUAAGACCUUCGUUGAUUGAGAAGCCUUGUGAAGAGAAUUUUUCAGAGAUACUGUCAUAAACUGGUCAUGUAGCUCUUUAUACUCUCUGUAAAGAAAUCUCCCUCUUAUAUAUUUGCAGUUAUUUAGCAAAGAAAUAGGAUGUCAUGUAUAAUUGAGUUUUUCUUGUUUUUUUUUGCUGUAUUUUUUAAUCGUUAUUGAAAUUAAGUUGAUGAUAGUAUUUUUUUUUCUUUGCACUGAUGUACCAAACUGGAUUCCACUUGUAGUGGUUUGGCUUGGGACAAUAAAACUGCUUGAACCUCU
Messenger RNA from Astyanax mexicanus (Mexican tetra), 5556 nucleotides. It is a transcript of the gene apbb3, whose product is annotated as amyloid beta (A4) precursor protein-binding, family B, member 3. The transcript has 14 exons. Gene Ontology annotation, cellular component: nucleus; cytoplasm. The record is from RefSeq and is a predicted model, not a curated record. Gene Ontology annotation, molecular function: amyloid-beta binding; transcription factor binding. Gene Ontology annotation, biological process: regulation of DNA-templated transcription. The coding region runs from base 1042 to 2487 and encodes 481 amino acids. NCBI's taxonomy places the organism in Eukaryota, Metazoa, Chordata, Actinopteri, Characiformes, Acestrorhamphidae.